CCCUUUCUGUCAUUCCUGGAUUUGUUCUGAGGUCUGACUUUGUCUCGAAGAUUGGGCGUCGAGGACUUUGAACAACCUAACUCAAAAAUCAUUUUUUUCUUCAAGUAAUGGACAUUUGAUUACUAUUUUUGCCUCCAGUUUGUUGAAGAAGGAAAAGAUAGCUUUUAACUUCCACUACCCCGCCCAUAAAAGCAGUUUUUCAGCCAUUAAGUUUGUUAUAAAACCAUGACGGUUAACGUUAUAAAACUGAUGAAAUAAGGAAUAGAUGUUGCUGUAAAGCACAAUAUAAUAAGUACCCGAGACGCUGAGGAGAGGUAUUUAUAAGAUGGCAGUGGGCCCGGUGGACCCCAGAGAGAUCCUGAAGGGCGUGGAGGCGCUUCUGGGGAAGGAUGGAGAGCUGCGCAGCCUGGAAGGAGUCCCCAAAGUGUUCAGUCUGAUGAAAGCCUCACACAAGAUGGUCAGCAGGUGUAUGUACCUGAACAUCUUACUGCAGACCAAAUCCCACGACGUGCUCAACAGGUUUAUCCGUGUCGGGGGCUACAAGCUGCUCAACGCAUGGCUCACCUACGCCAAGAGCACCACCAACACUCCUCUGCUGCAGCUCAUCCUGCUCACCCUGCAGAAGCUGCCCCUCAAGGUGGACCACCUCAAACAGAACAACACAGCUAAGCUGGUGAAGCAACUGAGCAAAUCUGGAGAGACAGAGGAGCUGAGGAAGCUGGCUGCCGUGCUGGUGGAAGGCUGGAUGGCCAUCAUCCGCUCGCAGAGCGUGUCCGCCAGUGGGGUUUCUCCCGCAGAUAAGAAACGAAAGAAGGAGGAGGGGAAGGUGCUGACGCGGGACCCAAAGAUCGAAGCAGCAAAGGUGGCAGAGGAGGAGAAGAAGAAGGAGAAGCCCAAGGCUCACGCUCCGAGCCACGCCAAGAUCCGCUCCAUAGGACUUGAGAUGGACACCCCCACUCCUGUUCCCAUCAAGAAGCCCCCCGUGCCCCUCCAGCUGGGGGACAAGUACAACAUCAAGCCCGCUCUUCUCAAGAGACCCAGCUCUGGUCCAGGGGAUGCCCCCCCGGUAGAGAAGAAAUACAAACCACUCAACAUGUCCACCAACUCCACCAAAGAGAUCAAAGUCAAGAUCAUCCCUGCACAACCUAUCGAGUGCACAGGGUUCCUGGACGCGCUCAACUCCGCGCCAGUGGUCGGCCACAAGAUCAAGAAGAAGAAGCUCAAUGCCAAGGCGGUCUCUCCAACGUCCAACAAGCCGAGUCCGUUUGACGGCAAAGCGUCUUCCUACCCGUCGUCCCAGGGCCGUCCCUCGUCCCCGGACGCCCCUGCCUCCACCUCGCCCCCCAACGAGCCCCAGGAGCUGGAGCAGCCCGGCACCCCUGUGCCUGCCGACGACCCCGAGGCCGCCGAGAACGGUGACAAGCCCAACGCCCUGGCAGAGCCCCGGGGCGAGGAGGAGACUCUGACCAAGAAAGGCAAGAAGAAGAAGAGCGUCCGCUGGGCGGAGGAGGAGCAGCUGAAGGAGUACUUCUACUUUGACCUGGACGAGACGGAGAGAGUCAACGUCAACAAGGUCAAGGACUUUGGCGAGGCGGCCAAGCGCGAGCUGAUGAUGGACCGCCACACGUUUGAGAUGUCCCGCCGGCUCUCCCACGACACCAUGGAGGAGAGGGUCCCCUGGACGCCCCCCCGGCCCCUCACCCUCACGGGCUCCCUGGCCGCCUCGGGGGCCAACAGCAAGGAGAAGCUCACCCAGAGAGAUCGGGAGAUGGGCAUCCUGCAGGAGAUCUUCCUCACCAAAGAGAGUGUGCCUGACUGCCCACAUGAGCCGGACCCAGAGGCCUAUGAGCCCAUGCCUCCACGCCUCAUUCCUCUCGACGAGGACUCUACCAUGAUGGAUGACAGCUACCCAGAGCCCAUGGACACCACUCCCCAGCCAGGCCCCGCCGGGGUCCCCAUCGAGGGCUCCAAGCUGCCCCCUGUCCUGGCCAACCUCAUCAAGUUGGGCACCAGCGGACCCAGCCCCCAGGCAGUGGGCACGCCCGGCGGCCCCGUGGUGCCGCCCUCCGUCAACGUCCAGGAGCUCCUGUCCUCCAUCAUGGGCGCCCAGGGCACACAGUCCACCGAGGACCUGAUCAAGCAGCCCGACUUCUCUGACAAGAUCAAGCAGCUGCUGGGCUCUCUGCAGCAGACCCAGAACCAGACCCCCCCCAUCGGACCCCCCCCCGGAGUGAACCAGGGCUUGCUCGGACACGGCCCAGGCAUGAACAACAUGAACAUGGGCAACAUGAACAUGGGCAUGCAGAUGCCCAUGAACGGAGGCUACCCUCCCAACAAGCCCCCAGGCGCCCCCCCGCACUUUAACCACCCCCCGCCCCCGCACAACCACGGGCCCCCCUUCAAUGCCGGGGGCGGCCCCCGCAUGAUGGGCCCCCCGCCGGGCCAGGGGCGAGGCGGAGACAACGGCAACUACUGGGGAGACGACUCCAUGAGGGGCGGGCCCCACCGGGGGGGCGGCGGGGGGGGGCACUUCCACCGUGGCCGAGGCAGGGGAGGGGAGCAGGGGUUUAGAGGUCGCGGACGAGGGGGUCCUAGAGGAGGCCUCAACAACAUGGGAGACAUGUCCAAGAGACCUGUGUGUCGCCAUUUCAUGAUGAAGGGUAACUGCCGCUACGAGAGCAACUGUGCUUUCUACCACCCUGGAGUGAACGGACCCCCGCUGCCCCCCAAUCACCCGGCCAACAGUCAGCACAGCCAGCACCCCCCCCACCCUCAACAUGGACACUAGAUGUGACAACUCCCCGCACACACACUCUUCUCCACUAGGUGGCCGGCAUCCGGUACCGGCAACCAGAACCAGGGCUUCCUGAGAGACUUGCCCAGCUUUGUCCUGCAGCAAUCAAAGACUGAAACUAAAGAGCUUUUACAGGAUGCUACCACUAUGGUUGUCCUAGGGCUGUGGUGGGACUUGUCAUGAUGACACAAGACUGGGGAAACACAAACUGAAGAGGGUGCAAGUACGCCUGGUUUUGGACUCAAGUUCUUCCUUCAGAACACACUGAGCUGGAAGCGUCACAUGCCAGUCACAUCUGAAGAACAGAGCCUGCAUUAGCUGAUAACUAAGCGCCCCCCCCCCCCCCCCCAUCAGGGCACAGUACACACAAACACACCCUCUUUCUCCCUCUCGAUCUCCCCCUCUUGCUUUCUUUCUACCCCCCUCUCUGGGAACACGUAGGGGAAGGAUAGCUGUGAGAUGAAUAUGAUCCAGGAUUAUAGGUGUACAGAUAUUUUAUUGCGAUCAUUUUUAACACCACAGUUGUUCCCAGAGUAAUGACCACUAUUUAUGGAGGGGGGGUUUGCACGCCUCUCACUGUAUCUGGCCCGCGUCUCGCCCCGCUGCAGCGCUCCAGGCCAGCUAUGCUUAUGGGAUCUAAUACUGACUCCUCCAUGGUUUCACUUGGUUUAGUCCAAUCACCAAUGGGCAUAAACCCCCUUAACUGUCCCCACCAUGAACCUGUAAAAGAUGAGCAGCUCACCGUGAGAUCUCACAGUGAGAGUCAGCUCACCAGGACAUGAGCCCUGGACAGCCAGGGCCAGAUGAACUCCCAGGUGGAAAAUCUUGCACUGUUUCCAAUUGUGGUCCUGUUUCUCAUAUGAAAAGCUUCUAGAAGCCAGUUGAUAUAUAUCACAUCUUAUAGUAAGGUGGCUUCCGUUGAAAUGAAUGUCGUAUUCACCAAAUAUUUCCUAGGCAGUGAUGUAUGAACGUGUGAUUUAGUGAGCCAGCUCUCCCUCUCCCAGGGCAACUUGGAUCACGGGGUCAGCUGCUCUGCUCAUUCAGAUGCACAGGGCGACCGUAGAGAUAUAUAUCUUUUUUUUUUCUCUCUCCAUCAAACUUAGGAAGCACUUUGAAAAAUGGCAUUAGCAUUAGUGCUAGUAAAUUAGAGCCAAUCCCAUGCCUAACCUGCCCACUAAUGACUGAUCUAGCCUUUAGUCUUCAUUGGCUUUCCCAUGGGACAUAUUCUGUAAGAAAGGCCUAAGGCCUUGAAUGUUUCCCUAAGAUAAUCGAUCAUACCAUAGUCUUUAAUUUAUGUAAUUGACCAACCCAGACGAAUGGCUUCUGGAAUAUGUAUAUAUGUUUUAUUUGACCGACCUGAGGGCCUUUGUGGAAGUGCUAGUUUGCCUUGCAGUGACUGGUAAGGCAUAUAUCAGACUGUCAGUUGUCAUUGUGCCGGAGACGGCCUGACCGCAGACUUCCUGGUUUCUCCAAGCCCCGGUGUCGUGAGGGCCUCCUGAUCCUCCCGUAGGACUUAGCAACAGGAUUACAUGUGACAAUCAUGAAGGUUAAAAGUCCUCGAUUCCCAUCGGCAUCCACUUGCUUCUUAGCUCUGCUCCGUCACCUGCUCUGCUGGACCUGCGUGCAUGGGCAUCCGAGGGCAUGGGCUCACCGAGGGCAUCGGGUCAUCGAGGGCGUCUUCAUUGUUACACGAAGCUCAAUUGAAAUCAAUUAUUCUCUGGGUCAACAAUUUCAAGUGUUUUCUGUGAAAACAGUGGCCUUCAUGUCUCUUGUGGGACUGUAAUAGUGUCGUCUCCUUUUUAUUUUCAGUUUCUUCUGUUUUUAUUUUUAUACAAAUGUUGAUUUCGGGCGAAGUCCAGUUUUUUGUUUUGAGAUGUUUGUAUUGAUGUGGUUGUGUAAAUACGUACACACACAUUCAUACACAUACAGUAUAAGUAUUUUGUACAUGAAGUAAUAAAUGUUAUAAAAUUA
This is a messenger RNA of Hypomesus transpacificus, 4765 nucleotides long. RefSeq names its product protein phosphatase 1, regulatory subunit 10 (gene ppp1r10). Gene Ontology annotation, molecular function: metal ion binding. The transcript has 19 exons. The record is from RefSeq and is a predicted model, not a curated record. The coding region runs from base 326 to 2788 and encodes 820 amino acids. NCBI's taxonomy places the organism in Eukaryota, Metazoa, Chordata, Actinopteri, Osmeriformes, Osmeridae. Gene Ontology annotation, cellular component: nucleus.